AUGGUAGUAGCCACCGUCAACCUCGGUGGCAGCCUUGCUCACAACCGUGCAGUCCGGACUAAACCGAAACUGAAGCAAUUCAACCGACGAAAAGUGCAGUUCGAAGCAGCACGGUGUGCGGUGACUUAUCGGUUCCUCCUCAACCUCGACACACGGCUGGGCGAGCGAACAACCACCGCCGCGGAAUUGGCGACCGACUUUACCAAUGCUCUCCUCGACGCAGCGCGUACGACCCUGGGGGAGGAACCGCGGAGACGCCGCACGCAGGAGUGGUGUGAGACCCCAGAGACGCGAGCAGCACUGGAACAGGCCCUUACCAAACGGCGAGAAGCGCACCGGGCGAUGAGGGGAAACCGGAGCUCAGCAACGUGGAGGGUUCUUAAAGCAGCGUGUAAGGGAGUGGCUACAGCAGUCGAACCGGGCAUUUAUGCUCACCUGGAUGGAUAUGUGACUGAGCUCGAAGAAAUCUACAAAGAUCGCGACAUUCAAGGACUGUACCAACACCUCAAGAGAUCAGUGGGCCUCAACGGGAGACAAGCGGAGGGACAGCAGUUCGUCGCGGAUGAGAACGGCGUGUUGCUCCGGAACAGGGACGACAUCCUCCAGCGGUGGGCGAGAUUCUUCAGCACCCUACUCAACACCAAAUCCCCCACCCUGAACCCAGACAUUAUCGAACGAGUGACGCAGCGGCCAGCGACACGCCUCAAGAACUGGAAGGCACCCGGCCAUGACUCCCUCCCUGCCGAGUUGCUCAAGAUCGAUGACGACGAACCCUUCGUCCUGGCACACCUCCAUACCAUCCUCGUCAAGGUGUGGAACGGAGGAGACAUUUCGCGAGAGUGGAAGGAUGCAACCGUCAAGGUGCUGUACAAGAAGGGUGACCGGUCCAACUGUAACAACUACAGGGGGAUUUCGCUUCUAUCUCACGUAGGCAAGGUCCCCAUCAAGAUCAUCACCAACCGUCUAAGCGCCUUCUGCGAAGCCAACAACAUCCUCCCGGAGGAACAGUGCGGAUUUCGACCCGGGCGAUCCACCGUCGACAUGCUGUUCGUCGUGCGCCGCCUCCAGGAGCUGGGGCGGAGAAAGAAAAUACCGCUCUACAUGUGCUUCGUCGACUUGAACAAGGCGUAUGAUUCGGUGGACCGAGAGAUGCAAUGGAAGGUGCUGGCCAGGGCCGGGAUUCCCGCGAAGCUGAUCGAAGUCAUCCGCCAAUUCCACGAUGGAUUGCGGGCCCGGGUGCGAAUGGACGACGGAGAACUAUCGGACUGGUUCUUCGUGACACAGGGCGUGCGACAAGGAUGUGUGCUAUCCCCACUGCUGUCCAACAUCUUCUUCGCCGAGGUCCUCGAGGUCGUUGUCAUCCGAUUCAGCAAGGAUGAUGUUGUUCUGCGGAGCCUGGUGUGCUUGGAUGAGGAUACAUNCGCCCAGACAACCGAGUUCCGGUACAUCGGUGGCCUCGUCAACGAACAUGGCGACCUCACCCGGGAGAUCAACUACAGGAGCAGAGGAGCGUGGGCGUGCCUCAGGCGAUAUGGCCGGGCGCUCUUCGACAGACCGCAAGCGCCAUUCCGACUCAAGAUCCGCCUGCUCCAGGCGGAGGCGAUGGAGGCACUGCUGUACGGCUGCAUGACAUGGUCAUCACUCAGCGGCCACUAUCAGACGCUGCGGUCGAUACACCACCGACUGCUCCUUCGAGUUAUCGGGCCACAUUCAGCGAAGCCUCUGCAAGAGCUGUCUGGACUCGCCGUCCUCUGCUCACAACCAAGCUAGCUACUAUCCUGAGCUUGAACUAAAAGAAUAAGACCACAACAUCCACAAGGAGGCCUUUGUUCCGACGCUACAUCGGCUACUACAGCUGGUACGAGUAUCUUCACUACUCAUCGCACUCGGUACAGUCGUUCGAUUGCACAAAGAGAGGUCAGUGUGUGUGUAUCGUGCAUGAGCGAAUACCUUUCAGGAGCCAUAACCCCCUUUCUCGCGCUAGAAACCGUGCCGUGAACGGGAGCUGUACGUACUUACUGCUUCCACUUGAGACCUCUACCCUGCGUGCUAGCGACUCGUGACAUGGUGUGUUCGUGGUAGCGGCCUUAUAUAUCGCCUGAGCUGCGGUAGAACAUCUGAUUGGAUAUUUUUAAUUGCAGAACUGUCGAUCGUAGGUUGUCAUGCCGAGUGUUCUGCGAAUACUCUUUGUGGUAGUUCGGUAGAUUGUACACACGUAAGGAUCGUACAACGGACCGUAGGUGUAAGUCGGUACGUUGGUAUGUGGUACGUUGGACACUUGUCCAGUAGGAACGUUCUAGCAUUGUCGCUGGAGGUCGGGCUUACGGGUCAUUGUCGUGUUCGGUACAUUGCUUUGUGUUCCGAGUGUGCAUCUAUCCGGAGGAGACGUUGGGAGCUGGGAGCAUCACGCUCGCCCCCUGUCCUCACUCCACUUUCCGACCUGUCUCUCCAUACCUAGGUCUCACUAAUACAAUAUUCUUCUCCAGAAGCCACUGAUUUACCAACACGCUAUAGCGACAUCAGUCGACUGCUGUACGUCCCCCUGGACUGUGUUCGACGCGAGACUGUGAGGGCGGCUUGAUCAACCGACCUCAUCAUGGCUGAGGAGCGGAGUGACCCUGCGGCAAACCAUCAGGGUGACCCGCAGGGUGUUGGUGAGAGAAUGGGUUCCUUAGAGACGCAGAUGGCUAACUUACUGACGUUAGUUACGAACCAACAGCAGGUGCUUGCGUCGAUGGUUGAGACACAACAGAGGGAGGGAGUGGAGUCCUCUGGUUCGGGUGCUGCUCCGCGAGGCACCGGAGCAGAGUCUAGUGUGCAUCAAUCGGGUGCCACUGGUAGGACCGCGGGAAGUAUGGGAGGCGAUACCCUAGGCUUUGGCGUGUCCGGCAUGCGGGUUGGGAGUAGCAGUCUUGAAGACUCAGGCUUGAACCCCCAUGUAUCUGCUGCAAAUCGUUCCUCUGUUACUGCAGUAAACUUUGGUUCGGUUGGGAUUGGAAGUGGGACUUUCGGUAGUCAGUCUUUCAUUCCGGGAACUGGGAGUGGGGCUUUAGGUAGCCAGUCUUCCGUUCCACCCCCGCCUACUGCUGCAAGCGAAUGGUGGGGUAGUGUCGCCAGUGGAAACACACUGAUUCCUGGGGCUGACAUUUCUAAUUCAGGGGAGAAGUUGGGUGGGGGUCCUUUCAAAGUUCCCAAGGCUCCUGAAUUUAACGGUACUGAUGUAUCGUAUCCUUCGUGGUCGCAGAAUUUUCUGCUCAAAGCCCGUCACUACAAUCUGGUAGAACCGUUCAUCUCUGAGAUUGACAUUCCGAUUGCUGACGUUAACUUCGAUCUGACCCCUUGGAUAGAGAAGGGAUACAGUGUGGGUGUGCUGCGUCAGAAUGAGAUGGCUUGGUGGUUUCUGUUUGACUGCUUGAAGAAAGACAGCCUGAAAAACAUGGCUAGACAUGCUGGUUCCCCCUUCAAGGCAUUCCGUGCGCUCAAGGAUCACUUUCUACCGUUGAGCCAAAGCCAGAUUCGAGUGCAGGAAGAGAAACUGAAGUCACUGCGCAUGCGUUCCAACGAAAAUCCCGCAACCUUCUUUGCAUCCAUCAGAGAGACGCUUGGUGUGCUGCAGAUGCUUGAAGUAAAGAAGGAUGACAGAGAGGUGUGCAAUCUGAUGCUUGAGGGGCUGUCGCCCGAGUACAAGACUUUGCGUGAGACUCUUGUGGUGUUCUGUUCGAAUGACCCGUCGUUCAUCGAGACUAAAGUGCGUGAGCGUUACCUGGACUUGCUAGCACAGGGUGGUUCCAAGAAGCAGAGUAGUGUUGCUCUGGUGUCUAGGCCUGAGAGGAAGAAGGGUAGCAUCAAGAAACAGCACAACAAGCCGAAGUCUAACUCUGAGUCUGAUUCAUCCCAGAAGAAGUCAUUUCAGGGGAAGUGUUUCAAGUGUGGGGAGAAGGGUCACAUGAAGAUCGACUGCAAGGCUCGCAUCAUCCCUCAUCCCUCCCAGACUGGAAAAUCCGAGGCCGACGAGGGUGAGAGCGGUGAGAAAUUUGACUUUCGCGAUCUGAUGUGUCUAGUUGCUGACAUCCCAGAGUACCUCAAAUACGGCGAUGACGAUGACUUGUUUAUUGCCUACAGCGAACUAGUGAUCCUAACAGCGUUUGACCAGCUGAGCAGCAUGAUGUAUGAUGUUUCCGGUCUGAAGUGUCUAAUGACGUCGCGGGAUGAUUUGGUUAUGAGGGCUGUCAGCGAUGAUAUGAUCCUGAAAGCUGUCAACAAGUCUAGAUAUGUCGAGGAUUGGUAUGCUGACACCGGCACUGCUUUUCACAUGACUGAUUCCCUCUCUUGCAUGAAAGACUUGAAGCCUUGCCACAAAAGUGUGAAUGGGAUUGGUGGCGUGUCUUCUGAGGUAGCAUUCUCUGGAACGCUGGAGUUGGUGUUUGUGACCGCUGACAGUGAAUUUUCCGUGGAGUUGAAGAAUGUGUUGUACUCUCCAAACUUAGGGUAUAAUCUCUUUUCUCCGAGUGCAGAGUUUGAUGGCGAGUCAUGGAAUGGUCUUGGUGGUCCUGAUGGUGUGAUGACUGCUUUCAAUGGACAAGUAACCUUUCAGAACUUCGAUGGCAUGCUGAUUGCGUCUGCGUAUCGUCUAGGAGAAGCCUCUGUUGGCACGGUGUUGGCUGCUCUCACUCCCGCAAACCCCAAGCAUGAAACCACGAUGGAUAUCAACGAGUUCCACAACAUUUACGCUCAUUCGCACGAGGGUUUGCUUCGCACUACUGCAAAGCGACUAGGUACCAAGUUGGUUGGUGACAUGCAUGCUUGUUCAGGGUGUUCGAUGUCAAAGGCUAUUCGAAAAGGAAUCGUUAGAGAAACUAUACGUAGAUCGGAUAAAAAGUUGGGCAGAGUUAUUGUUGACCUGGGAGGAAGGAAGGACAUUGCGUCCGUAGGGGGUAAACAUUAUCCCAUGAUUGUGAAGGAUGAUUUCACGAGACGUACAUGGAUGUAUUUCCUGAGAAAUAAAUCAGACGCUGGCAGUGCAUUCCGGACUUUUCUUGCGAGUGUGCGUGCUAAUGGUGUCCCGUCAUUCGUUGAGAUUGUUAGAUCUGACAACGGAGGGGAGUUUUUCGGGGGGGAGUUUGCAUCUGUGUGCAAUGAGCUCUUGAUCAAACAAGAGUUCACACCGGCUUAUAGUCCGCAAUAUAAUGGUGUUGCAGAGCGUGGGCUGGGAUUGAUAGAAGAGGCCGCGAUGGCGGCUCGUAUUCAGGCUAAAGUUCUUUUUGGGCAUGUGCAGUUACCUAAGACUGAUAAACUCUGGGCUGAGGCUAUGCACUGGGCUUGCGAAGCGAUGAAUCACACCGCGUGUUCUGCUAACCCCGACUCUAUGUCGCCGUAUGAAAUGUGGUAUGGUGAACCUCGUCCCGCUAGACCGUAUCCGUUUUUGAAGCCAGCGUACUGCAAGUGGCAGCGACCGACAAAGCUGCUGCCGAAGGGUGAGAGUUACUUUUAUGUCGGUCCUUCGAGAGACCACCCGCGUGAUUGUCAUAGAGUACUUACGAGGGCUGGGACUAUACAGGAAACGAGGGAUGUGACGUGGGAGGUGUUGCAGUCACAGCUCCCUCCGCUGCAACCUUCUCUGCCAAUAGAGGUCGCAGAGGAGGGAGGGGAGGAUAGUGACGACAAUGUUGAAACCGAGGUAUGGCCGCUUGUAGGAAGAGGAGUUGCUCACACACUUUUGAAACGUGAUGCAGUGCCUUCUGGUGCGAGAGUCGAGGAGGUUGAGAGUGUUGGCGCAGGAAGUGUAGGCCCAUCAUUUUCUGUUCCAUCUUCCCCUGCUGAACCGUCGUCCCUCGCGAACAAUUCUUUUGAUAGUGUAGACUCUGUGUCUUCUCCAAUGCCUGUGAAUGACGGGGAAGGCCG
Molecule: messenger RNA, 5901 nt
Organism: Ectocarpus sp. CCAP 1310/34
Lineage: Eukaryota; Phaeophyceae; Ectocarpales; Ectocarpaceae
Source: the annotation of a GenBank genome assembly